AAGUUAUAUAAAAUAAUUUUAUAUAUUUGCCAGAACUUCACUUUGAGAUAUUAUCAUAAUGAGAUUGCUCUUAUAUCGGUAGAUAUCAAGAGCUAUUGUUACAUUUCAUCAUAGAUUUAGUAAGAGCUACAUGUUUAUGGCAAACUCUUGUUUACUUUAUGCAGCCUUUUGUGUUAUUUUGCUCGAUCUGGGAUAUUAUUAGCAUUCAUAUACAGAAAAUGAAUAACUUUAACCGCAAGAUUGCAUUAUUUUUUUAUGAAUUUACUACGUACUUACUCAAAACGAAAUUCAAUAAUUAUACAUCCACACCCACAUGCAAGUUUUAAGAAACAAACAAAAAGUUCCUCACCACAUUAUCUCACUCGCAUGAAUCCAAAUGCUCCUCCAACCUCACAUUAUUUAACAUUACACAUUUAAUAAUUUUCUCAGAGAAAAGAAAUAAUAAGAGACAUAUGUCUCCAUGUAUAUCUAUAUAAACAUCCAAGAAAGACCAUAUGUAUAUGAAUAAUAUAACCUUAAAUGCAGAAAAACCAGAGACUCUCACAACAAAGAGUUUAUUAGUCUGAUCUAAGUCGUCUGAUCACUUUCCACCAGCAAAUGAUGUCUUCAUCAUCAUCAUCAGCCACCGAUACUAUCACUAAGCCGUCCUCAUUGCUCUUGGUGGAGUCAGUCACAUGCGACACGUGCGGUUUUGCAGAAGAAUGCACGCUGGCUUAUAUCCACCGCGUCAAGGAACGGCACAAGGGACACUGGCUUUGUGGGCUCUGCGCAGAGGCGGUUAAGGACGAGGUGGUUCGGUCCCCAACUAGAAUCUCCGUCGAGGAAGCUCUCCUCCGCCACACGACGUUCUGCCACCGUUUCCGUUCGGGGAGUCCAGACGUGGAGGAAGAUCCAAUAUCAGUCAUUGGAAGGAUUCUACGGCGGAGCCUCGACGGCUCUCCACGGAGGACCACCACGAGGUCGAGCUCGAGCGGGGCGUUGCCGGGGAUCGAUGGCGUAGCGUCACGACGGUCGCUUCUCCGAGCUGGCAGCUGUUUCCCGUCUCUCUCUACUUGAUUAAAUCUGUUAAAUGUAAAUUUUUGCUUACUGUUUUUCGUUAAAUUUUAUUAAAUAAUGCUAUUUUGUAUUUAAUUACAUUUUAGAUGGAGAAGAAAGGGUUGGAAUCCGAGGAUGUGAACUCCUAUGACGUUAGUCUUUCUUCAUAAGUGAGUUUAAUAAAAUGGUUAAUGAGCACAUUCAUAUUAUGCAUGUGCUCUCUAGA
Molecule: messenger RNA, 1261 nt
Organism: Brassica rapa (field mustard)
Lineage: Eukaryota; Viridiplantae; Streptophyta; Magnoliopsida; Brassicales; Brassicaceae
Source: RefSeq, a predicted model, not a curated record